Messenger RNA from Amoebophrya sp. A120, 2413 nucleotides. Lineage: Eukaryota; Dinophyceae; Syndiniales; Amoebophryaceae. The record is from the annotation of a GenBank genome assembly.
AUGGAGAAUAAACCUCGGAGUCCGGCUGCCGAGCGGAGGGAGAUGCUGCAGAUGCUCAAGGCAGAAAAGGAGCGGCUGAUUGCCGAGCGAAGUUUGUCGGCCUCGCCGGCAAAACAGCAGGAAGCAAGUGAAGAAAUUGCUAAAGACGAGGCACUAGAGCCGCCGACAUUGCCGAAGCCGGGAGAAGACGGUAAUCACGAGACAACUGAGAUGGACAACGCCCAGAUGGAAGUCGUGGAGGAUCAUGCGGUAGAAGUGAGUAGCGACGAAGAAAACCCGAUCGGAAAGAAGGACUGGUAUACCGUCCUGUGUCGCAAGGAGAGCGAAGUGGAAAAGCUAGAGGCACAGCUGCAGAGGCUGACGGUACUGAACUUUGAGCAGUUCUUAGGUAUCGCAAAAAAUUGUGGUAAAACACAAACAGGCACGAUACUGCUCCCGCUAGGUAGUUUUCUUGUCUCCGCUUAAGCGAGAUGUUGUCGUGCCGGCUCCGACAUACGAGAGCAGGAAGACUGCGAAUACAAAUGCAACUCCAAUAAAAAAUCUGCUAAAAAGUACUACUAUGCAUUUUCCACCCACUGCAGGCCCGUUUGACCGAGAAGCGAGAGCAGCUGCGCUCGCACAGGAAGGAGCAGGCGUACUGUGGGCGCGAAAUUGAGAAGGCGAAGCAAGAGUCACAGCAGUUAACGGAGAAACUGCAGAAGCAGCGGCUGGAGAAGCAGCAGUUGCUGAACAAAAAAGAUCUGCUCAAGCAACGGAAGCAGCUCCUGCUGAAAACCAUCCAGAACAGCCGGGAAAACGUCGGCGAGGCGAAGCUGCUACAGCAAAUUUUGUCGCACCAGGUGGACCAGUUGCAAGUGGAAAAGAACACGAGCCGGCAGCAAGUCAAAAAACUGCACGAGGAACUCACUAGCCUGGACCAGCUCGCCGGGGAGCUGCAUUCCUUGCUCAGCAAGGAAAACAAACAGCGAAAGGUACAGCACCUUUAUUUACUUAUCAUGCCGUUCAUCAAUGCGUUCGAGAUGAACAUCUUCUAUUUAGGUCGUUAUGUAAUAUGAGAGGCUGAAACUUUGCAUGUCGUCGGACACAAUGAUGCAAACUUUCUGCUUCACGUCAUGGAAAUUUCUAUACCUCAGGCCCUGAAGACGAUGAUUUCGGAGAAAAUAGUGGAACACGACGCGGAGAUGGAAGAAAUGACGCGACGAAUAGAAAAGCGUGAGGGCGUCGCAGAGGAACGCAGAAAGCUCGUAGAAGCGCAGGCGGAGUUGCACAAGUGGCAAGAGGACCAGCAAAGAAUGUACUCUUUGCAUGAAGAAAUAUGGUUUGAUGUGGAUUUUCAAUGUCGCACGAGUCGAUUAUAAUUUUUUUUCCAUUUGGCUAUAUGUUGUGUCUCGCGAAAGAUCGCCUGGCCCUCCUCUGACAUGAGUACAGAAAAGAGCAUAUUUACAAAUCGAAACUCGUCCUGAGGUACGUCGAAUCGCUGCACCUGGAGACCAUCGUGCAAAAUCGCGAGGUCGAGACCCAGGAGCUGCGCCGCCAGCUGAAGGCUUUGUGGGCCGAGCACCAGGAGCUGUUCGUGAAGACGGAGGAGAAGAAGAAGAAGCUUUACGCGCUCGAGGCGAAAAGCCGCGAGGAGGAGAACAAAAAGCAGUACUUUGGCGGCCUGGGAGGGGAUCCUGCAGAUCGUCGUGGAAAUGCUGUUUCCAGUGGCGCGACAAAAUUUUCACCUAGGACGAGAGGUACUACAGGACAACUUUCUUCUUCGCAAAAGAUGGAAAUCGAGCAGGACGACGAUCGCGACACGUCGGACCACCUGAACGGCACCACCGCAACACGCUUGAUCGAACAGAUCACCGCGGAGGGAGGGACCAGUCUGACUCAUUCCGCGGUGAAGUCCAAGGAGCACCGGUGGAUUGACGCCAUGAAUCAGUCCGUGCGCUCGGUGCGGAGCAGCAAGGCGCUGGAGUUAGGGCCCCCCGUUUCUGUGCGAGCAGGACAACACAUCAACUCGAGCCAAAUCGGGAACGACAUCUCACCCAUCAACAUCUCGCCUUUCGCAGGCGGAGGCGGCUCGGGCUCGCGGCGGGGGCAGGAUCAAAAUUCAAGCUUGCUGGGAGGCAGCAGAAAUAAUAAAGCAGGUUGAAUGUUGGCAAAUUUGAAUAGUGAGAUUUUGGUUUUCCGCUCAGCGCACGAAUCUUCAAGCUUUACCUACACUGAAUACUUUGACACGGAAACUCUACGCAAGAAAAACAACGAAUGCAGCGAGUACAAGCGUGAUUAUCUGGAAGCGAGGCGUGUUCGCCGUGAUCACUGUGCGCUGUGAAGAUAGAUACAUUUGAGCGCUGCGACUCUGUUUGAAAUUUCCACCUCAAAGUACGCGACGUUCGUAGAGAACCAGGCUACAGCACAUUAUGUG